Messenger RNA from Helianthus annuus (common sunflower), 1275 nucleotides. RefSeq lists its product as uncharacterized. The record is from RefSeq and is a predicted model, not a curated record. The transcript has a single exon. Lineage: Eukaryota; Viridiplantae; Streptophyta; Magnoliopsida; Asterales; Asteraceae. Bases 1 to 1275 code for a protein of 424 amino acids.
AUGUUAGCUCUAAGCGUUAUCCACAAUUGGCAUCUUCAUCAAUUAGAUGUUAAUAACGCUUUCUUGCAUGGCCAUCUCUCCGAGAGUGUUUUUAUGGAACAACCAAAGGGUUUUAUCAAUCCGCAAUUUCCAUCUCAUGUUUGUAAAUUAAACAAGGCUAUUUAUGGUUUAAAGCAAGCUCCUAGGGCUUGGUUUCACCGUUUGAGCUUGUUUCUCCUUAACAAAGGUUUUUCAUGCAGUCGCGCUGACCCAUCUUUGUUCAUCUACAAACAAAAAUCAUGUACUAUGUAUCUGCUUGUAUAUGUUGAUGAUCUUAUUCUUACGGGCAAUGACCAAUCGACUAUAAAAACAUUCAUCUCAUGUCUCAAUAAGGAAUUUGCCAUCAAAGAUCUUGGGAAACUCAAUUACUUUCUGGGAUUGGAGGUUACCUACACUCAAAAUUGUAUUUUCUUGAAUCAGUCAAAAUAUACUUUUGACAUUCUGACGCGUGCAAAGAUGUUGGAUGCUAAACCUGCUCCAACGCCUUUGAGCGCCAAUAUUUCUUUUAUCUCCACAGGUACAGUAUUUCUAGAUGCUACCUUUUACAGAUCCAUUGUAGGUGCUCUCCAGUAUUUAACGAUCACAAGACCAAGACCUGAUAUUUCCUACGCUGUCAAUCAAGUCAGUCAGUUUUUACAUGCUCCAACUACUGAUCAUUUUCAAGAAGUCAAAUGGAUUUUACGCUAUCUCAAGGGCACUCUUGCUUUUGGAUUACAUUAUAGUCGUCCCACUUUCACGUCGCUGCUUGGCUACUCUGAUGCUGACUGGGCUCGGUGCUUAGAGACUCGUCGCUCUACUUAUGGUUAUUCUAUAUUUUUAGGGGGCAAUCUAAUCUCUUGGAGUGCUAAAAAGCAACCAACGGUUGCCAGGUCUAGUUGUGAAUCUGAAUACCGUACUAUGGCCAACACUGCUGCCGAAAUUGUUUGGAUAACUCAUCUUUUACAAGAACUUCAUGCGCUCCCUCCUGAAAGACCAAUUAUUCUUUGUGAUAAUCAAAGUGCUAUCUUCCUCACUCAGAAUCUUGUUGCUCAUAAGCGGGCCAAACAUAUAGAUCUUGAUUAUCACUUCUUGCGUGAAUUAGUCACUGCUGGUAAAUUGGCUACUAAAUUUGUUACGACCAAGCUUCAGGUGGCUGACAUAUUUACAAAAAGUCUUCCGAGUUCUCAGUUUAAUAUUUUUCGUCACAUGCUUCGCAUCGGUCCUCCACCGUUCAGCUUGCAGGGGGAUGUUAGAUGA